AUGCUGCCCAGCCUAUCCAAGCCAUUCGCAGUCACUGAGGCUGCACUUCCGAGCUCGCCGUCCCUCGCUCAAGUCAGCGCCGCCCGUGCUGACGGAACAGACUGCGCCCAUACUUCUGAGAGAGCAACUGAUCCCAGUGCAGAAGAGGCAUGCUCUAUUCCCCUCCCCGAGGACUCUGGUGACUCCUGUGAUGAAAGCAUGGACACCACAAGCACCCGCAAACGUGCGCGCGACGACGAAGGUGGCGACGAAGCACCGCGCAAGAUGCCGCCACUGUUUCUCACACCAAACAAGGUGCAAACGACGAGAGACACCGCGUCUCCCACGGCGGCCGACGCUGCUGCGGAAGCAGGUCUGACUCGUGUCUCUAGAAGGGAGAUUCACAGUUCCCCUAACCCCAACCAGACGCCCCCUCCACCUGGAGCCUCCGAAGUUGUUGCAGCCUCGCCCGCGCCUGCCGGAGUGAUGGCCACUAAACAGUACACCCCCGAAGGCAAUUCUCCUGCACUUUCGCCCUCGAGACCUCUCGUACCAGCCCCUGAGGAUGGCUUCGCGGUCGUCCAAAGGCGUAAUUAA
Messenger RNA from Dermacentor albipictus, 576 nucleotides. Lineage: Eukaryota; Metazoa; Arthropoda; Arachnida; Ixodida; Ixodidae. The record is from RefSeq and is a predicted model, not a curated record.